AUGGCGACCCAAAAGGUACUCGCAUUCGACCUGUAUGGGACUCUGCUCUCCACCGAGUCCAUAGCCAAGAAACUCGAGGCGCACUUCCCCGCAAAGGCGCAGUCCAUCGCGACUCUCUGGCGCCGGUACCAGCUGGAGUACACCUGGCGCAUGAACAGCAUGGGAAUAUACUCGGCGUUCUCCGAGGUUACCCGAAGCUCCCUCCGACAUGCACUCGCAGAGCACGACGAGCACGACUCCCUCAGCAACGACGCCAUCGCCGCCCUAAUGGCCGCCUACGACGAGCUAUCGACAUUCGCCGACGUCGAGCCAACCCUGAACCGGUUAGCGAAGAGUCCGACCGUAAAGGCCGUCGUGUUUUCGAACGGCACGCAGGAAAUGGUGGCGCAUUCGGUGCGCCGUUCCCCUGACCUGUCACCCCACGCGUCGGUGUUUGCCGAUAUCAUCACGGUUGACGAGGUUAAACAGUACAAGCCCUCUCCGGAUGUUUAUUAUCAUUUGGCCAGGGAGGUGGGAAAGGAGGAUGAGCUGCAGGAUAUCUGGCUCGUCAGUGGGAACCCGUUUGAUGUGGUUGGCGCGAGGAGCGUGGGCAUGAAUGCGAUCUGGGUUGACCGGGGUGGACGAGGAUGGACUGAUGCAGCAGUUCCGGGUCUGUGCCCGACCGUUGCAGUUUCAAAUCUUGAAGACAUUGUUGGUCUGAUCGAUGCGUGA
Molecule: messenger RNA, 711 nt
Organism: Aspergillus puulaauensis
Lineage: Eukaryota; Fungi; Ascomycota; Eurotiomycetes; Eurotiales; Aspergillaceae
Product: haloacid dehalogenase, type II
Exons: 2
Coding region: 1-711 (236 amino acids)
Molecular function (GO): hydrolase activity, acting on halide bonds, in C-halide compounds
Source: RefSeq, a predicted model, not a curated record